CUUCGCCGUGUUUUCUCGGCGCACUUCCGUUUUCCAUUGACAAUUUUCCCAGGAACCAAACAAGCCCACAAACAAGGAAAAAAGGGGAAAACCAGAGAACAGAAUAUCCGAUUCUUUGUACGAUUAUGGAAAUCUAACUAAGCUAAUGUCUCUGCAUGCUUCUCUUCUCGGCCGAUUCCAAUCUCUCCGAAGAUCGUAAUCCGAUUUCCUGUCCAAUUCGAACUGCAAUUUCCACAUGAAGAAGAAAUUCUUAGAAUUGGAUCUCGUCUACUCCAAAUCUCACCAUAGAAAUCCCAAAUUCUGGAUAUUCGAACCCUAAUUUUGCAGAAUCUCUCCUCCACCGCCAUGGAACUGCCUCAAUUGAGCUUGGCCGCCGCGGUGCCGCCUUUCGCCGCCGGAAACGGAAGGAAUCUCUCUCCUCCGCCGUCUCCCGAUGGCGGCGAAGAUUACGCCGCGUGGUACGGCAACAUCCAGUACCUGCUUAACAUAUCGGCGAUCGGCGCGUUCUUCUGCGUGUUCAUCUUCGUCUUCGUGAAGCUCCGGAGCGACCACAACCGCAUGCCCGGCCCCUCCGCUCUCGCCGCGAAGCUCCUCGCCGUCUGGCACGCCACCGGCCGGGAGAUCGCGCGCCACUGCGGCGCCGACGCCGCGCAGUUCCUCUUGAUCGAGGGCGGAAGCUGCGGGUUGCUCCUCUCCAUAGCUGUCCUUUCGAUACUGGUGAUGCUUCCGCUCAAUCUCUACGCGGGGAAAGCUCUGCUGAGCGAUGAAUUCUCGAAGACGACGAUAAUCCACAUCGAUAAAGGUUCGGCUUUGCUCUGGAUUCAUUUUCUUUUCGUUGUGGUUGUUGUUAUUAUGGUGCAUUUUGGAAUUUCCGCCAUUGAAGAACGGUCGAAGAUUACUAGAUUUAGAGAUGGAAAUGGGAAUUUGAGUGAUCCGACCGCGGAUUCCACCUCCAUUUUUACCGUAAUGGUGCAGGGGAUACCGAAAACCUUAGGCUCUGAUAGGACUUUGUUGCAAGAGUAUUUUCAGCAUAAGUAUCCUGGCAAGGUCUUUAGGGUUAUUUUGCCAAUGGAUUUAUGCGCAUUGGACGAUUUAGCCGCAGAAUUGGUAAGGGUUAGGGAUGAAAUUACAUGGUUAGUGGCUAGAAUGGACUCUCGGCUUUUGCCAGAAGAAGUUGAACAUGGAAAUGGAAGGGGUUGUUUGGAUAGUUUGCGGGGUCGAGUUCGUCAUCUAUGGAAGAAAGUGCAAAAUUUCUGGGAUCGGAUAAUGGCUAGCUUAGGUUACACCGACGAAGAGAGGCUAAGAAAAUUGCAGGAAUUGAGAGCUGAAUUGGAGACGGAACUGGCAGCUUACAAAGAAGGGUGCGCAUUGGGUGCUGGAGUUGCAUUCGUGGUGUUUAAGGACGUGUACACUACGAAUAAAGCAGUACAAGACUUUCGGAAUGACAGGAAGAGAAGGAUAGGGAAAUUCUUCUCUCUUGUGGAAUUGCGUUUGCAGAGGAACCAAUGGAAAGUUGAGAGGGCGCCUUUGGCGACUGACAUUUACUGGAAUCACUUGGGAUCAUCGAAGAUGUCUCUGAGAUUACGGAGGGUGAUAGUAAACACGUGCCUGCUGUUGAUGCUUCUGUUCUUUAGCUCUCCUCUCGCCGUUAUCAGUGCGGUGAAGAGUGCUGGUCGGAUUAUCAAUGCUGAAGCUAUGGACAACGCCCAGUUGUGGUUAGUUUGGGUGCAAAGCUCGAGUUGGCUUGGAAGCCUUAUCUUUCAGUUCCUGCCAAAUGUGAUGGUAUUUGUGAGCAUGUAUAUAGUGAUUCCUUCGGCUCUUUCCUAUCUAUCCAAGUUUGAAAGACAUCUUACGGUGUCUGGGGAGCAAAGAGCCGCGCUUUUGAAGAUGGUUUGUUUCUUCCUGGUGAAUCUAAUUCUCCUUAGGGGCCUAGUCGAGUCGUCGUUGGAGAGCACCAUCCUGCGAAUGGGUCGGUGCUAUUUGGAUGGAGAAGAUUGCAAGAGGAUUGAACAAUACAUGAGUGGCUCUUUCUUGUCAAGGUCGUGCCUCUCGUCUCUCGCAUUUCUGAUCACAAGUACUUUCUUGGGGAUAUCUUACGAUUUAUUGGCUCCAGUACCUUGGAUUAAGAGGAAGCUUCAGAAGUUUCGGAAGAACGACAUGCUUCAACUUGUCCCGGAACAAACAGAAGAGUACCAACUUGAAAAUCAGGAAACAGAUGGUCUGCAGAGACCCUUGGUGGCUGACAGCAGCUAUGAUUCUCCUAGGCUGGAUGAAAUGGAUUCUCAGGGCCAAGAUCUUUCCGUAUAUCCAAUCAACAGAACCUCAACCGCCCCAAAGCAGACAUUCGAUUUUGCGCAAUACUACGCAUUCAAUUUGACAAUAUUUGCCCUGACAUUGAUAUAUUCCUCGUUUGCUCCGCUUGUGGUUCCGGUUGGUGCAGUUUACUUCGGGUACAGAUACGUGGUCGAUAAGUACAACUUUCUGUUUGUCUAUAGAGUCCAAGGCUUUCCCGCCGGGAAUGACGGGAAGUUGAUGGAUACCGUGUUGUGCAUCAUGCGGUUUUGUGUCGAUCUGUUCCUGGUUUCGAUGCUCUUGUUCUUUUCGGUUCAAGGAGAUUCAACGAAGCUGCAAGCUAUAUUUACACUUGGAUUGCUAGUAAUGUACAAGCUUUUGCCUUCUCAUAAUGAUGGUUUUCAGCCAGCUCUUUUGGGUGGCAUGCAAACUGUUGACAGCAUCGUGGAUGGGCCUCUUGAUUAUGAGAUCUUUUCACAGCCUAAGUUUGACUGGGAUGUAUAUUAUUCAUGAUUUAUGCUUACUCUCCUCAAUGGCCUUAUUUAUCCCAAAACGAGAGAGAGAGAGAGAGAGAGAGAGAAAUUCUUUUACUGAUGUCUAUAUUUAGUUGCAUUACUUCUCUAUGAAGUUUUAUGCCCUCUUUACUCUUAUUUUUCUUACUCUACUUUCUCCUUUAUUUGGAUUCUACAGAAUUUUCUGUCAUUAUUAUAUGGCCAUGUUAAUUAAUUGCCAAA
Messenger RNA from Morus notabilis, 3026 nucleotides. Its product is annotated as CSC1-like protein At4g35870. NCBI's taxonomy places the organism in Eukaryota, Viridiplantae, Streptophyta, Magnoliopsida, Rosales, Moraceae. Gene Ontology annotation, molecular function: calcium-activated cation channel activity. Gene Ontology annotation, cellular component: plasma membrane. The transcript has a single exon. The record is from RefSeq and is a predicted model, not a curated record. Bases 346 to 2805 code for a protein of 819 amino acids.